CUCCGUUAGUCAAUCCCAAAAAUCGAACAUAUUUAAGCCGUCCAUAUCAUAUUUCAAAAGCUCUACAUUUCUCAAUCCUAGAUACAAAUGCUUGCGAUUUGAUACCCGACUUGAAAAAUGGAUAAAAACCUAAACUGCGCAGCAUCCGAAGCAAUCCUAGAAAAUGUCUGGGCGAGUUUCAUCGGCCAAAGUUCAUCAGAACCGCCCGAAGCAUGGGAACGAUUGCCUGGUCUCGACGCGAGAACCGGGUCGGUGGGGAUGUUGCAAAGGCUGCCUAGUUUAGGCAGGUGGGUGUCAAUGGGGUCCGAAGCCUGGGAAGAGAUCCUAAGUGAAAUCAUCCCUGGAAUGGCUCAAUCAGAUGUUAAAGACAGGACAAGCGGCUCAUGCUCCGAAGCUGAAGUGAAUUCCUCAGAGGGCAAGGUGGCGAUUGCGCGACACUACCGGGGAGUGAGGAGGCGGCCAUGGGGGAAGUAUGCGGCUGAGAUACGGGACUCAUCGAGAAACGGGGCCCGCGUUUGGCUUGGGACGUUCGACACGGCAGAGGAAGCUGCUCUGGCUUACGACAAGGCAGCACUAAGUAUUAGAGGGCCUAAGGCAUAUCUAAACUUCCCAAUUGAGCAAGUUGCGCAGGCUAUACCCGAGGAUUGCCGUUACAGAGUUCCGGGUGGCUUGGCCACGAUUUCUCCCGGAAGGGGCCGUGAUCACGCGUUACCAAGUCGCGAAGAGAAAAUCAUCAACCCGAGAAAGAGGGCGAGGGAGUGGGAGGGAUUUGAUGGGGUGAUGAUGAAAGAGGGACCUCCAUUGAAGAGGAUUGAGAGCAUGGAAGAGAGUCGCUGGAUUGAUGAACUUGAUGUGGUGGAAUUUGAAGAUUUGGGGAAUGAUUUGUUGGAUAGCUUGCUCUCUUGUUUAUAAACUGGUGGCCAUAAAAAGGAAAAAAAAAACUAGUAGGAUGAAAGUACACGAGCAGAUGGUGAAUUUAGUCAUCAUUGAGACAGAUUCUUUUGAAGUAGCACCAUGUUGUAGUUGGAAGUUUGUAUGGUGGAGAUGUUUGUAAGAUUUUAUUGU
Messenger RNA from Syzygium oleosum, 1065 nucleotides. Its product is annotated as ethylene-response factor C3. Lineage: Eukaryota; Viridiplantae; Streptophyta; Magnoliopsida; Myrtales; Myrtaceae. The coding region runs from base 118 to 912 and encodes 264 amino acids. Gene Ontology annotation, biological process: regulation of DNA-templated transcription; ethylene-activated signaling pathway. The record is from RefSeq and is a predicted model, not a curated record. Gene Ontology annotation, molecular function: DNA binding; DNA-binding transcription factor activity. The transcript has a single exon.